GAUUACUCAAUUUAAAUAGAAUUAAUUUAGACAGUUACUGUAAAUACUUUAAAUUAUACUACUUUGCUACUGUCAUUACACACUUGAUACUAAUCAAUAACUAUGGAUCCUAUGGACUAACAUGUUGAAACUGGAAUUCACUUCCAGCUCAUUGUGUUAGAUGGCUCUUUGACAGAACCGACUCAUUUUGAUACAAUAAAAGUAAAUUAAUUCAUUAAUAACAUAAAAUAUACUUAGAAAAAUUGUCAAGACAGAUUUUGGAGGAAGAUCAUUAGAAAACUACAAAAAGAAGUGGACCAGUCAGCCUACAUGAAUAGCAUCGGGGAGACAUGCAACGAACUCAAGAAACAGUACGACUCUUGCUUUCAUGUGUGGUUCUCUGAGAAAUUCUUGAAAGGGGAUACAAACGACUCCAUGUGUGCACCAAUGUUCAAAGUGUAUCAACAGUGUGUUAAGAAAGCUAUGAAGGAACAGCACAUAGAGCCCAAGGAUAUUGAAAUAAAUCAUCUGGGUACGGAAGAAGAGAAAACCCCUCCACGCAGUUGACAGUAUAACCAUGGGUACUUGUCUAGCUUCUUACGGAGUCUCUGUACCCCAUGCUCACCACCUAUGCUCCCACUUAUAAAUUCUGUACAGAGAACUAGUCAGGAGACAAGUACCUGCUUAGCACCAGACCUGAAAUACAAUUAGCUAGCAAAAUGUGUAGAUUAGUUUGGACGUACUAGCGCGAUAUAGAAUAUUAUGUGAUAAUCACAAUGUACGGAUAUAGCAAACUUUUAUAAUGACUAUUAGAUGAGUAAUAAUGUAUUUCACUUGAAUUUAUGAAUGCAACGUUCAUUUUUUUCUUUUUCGGUACAAAUAGUCUGGCUUUGUGUGCUGAUAUAAAAUAUUGCCUCAAUUAAUAAUAAUAAUAAUAUACAUUACACGAGAAACUAUGCAAUAAGAAAUGUUAACACUAUCACUCACGACAUGCAUCAUUGAAGAAAAAUAAAUAUAAAUGUUAUUCAAGUUUUAA
Molecule: messenger RNA, 1015 nt
Organism: Cephus cinctus (wheat stem sawfly)
Lineage: Eukaryota; Metazoa; Arthropoda; Insecta; Hymenoptera; Cephidae
Product: TP53-regulated inhibitor of apoptosis 1
Exons: 3
Coding region: 310-546 (78 amino acids)
Source: RefSeq, a predicted model, not a curated record